Molecule: messenger RNA, 1218 nt
Organism: Arachis stenosperma
Lineage: Eukaryota; Viridiplantae; Streptophyta; Magnoliopsida; Fabales; Fabaceae
Exons: 1
Coding region: 1-1218 (405 amino acids)
Source: RefSeq, a predicted model, not a curated record
AUGGCAAGUGAGGAAGAGAGUUUUCUUGUCCUAGUGCAUUGUUCUGGGAAAAUUAAAAGAAGCAAAAAAUAUAGUGUGAAGUUCACUGACAGAGAACCAUUGAGUGUAUUCAUCAGUUCAUCAAGCACUUUGUCAGAUGUAAAGAACAGCAUCUUGCAGAAGUUUGGGAUAUUUGGGAGCAAGUGUGUGAAGAAGCUAUUCUACAAGAUUUCCGUCGCAGUUGUCUCGACCGGUGUUAAGUAUGAUACGUUUGUGCUAGCGGCCGAUGAAAAUAUUAGGAUUCUGUUUCAUUGUGUUAAGAGUUUUCCGGAGGUCAAAAUACACGAGCUGUAUGCGAAGUUGGAGGUUGGUGUCGAUAGUUCUAGGGCAUCAACUCCAGUUCAUAGCUCGACUGCCGCAAGCGGUGCAUCUAGUUCGAUGCCUGUGGCCAGACCAUCUGUUCCGCAAGUCGCAUCCCCUUCCUUCGCGGCUAAUUUAGAUCGAACGGAGGUAGUUGGUUCUGUACCGUUGGAGAAUCCUGGGGUCUGGCAGCAGGGAUUUGAGGUGGAUACCGGUGGUGGCAUGAUUCAUGAUGUUCAAGACUUCGGAAAACCUGAUCGGGUAGAGAAUGCAAUGCGGGACAAUGACUCUGACCAGGAGCCUGUAGAUAUCAUUGGGGACAGCGAUGAUGACACAGGUGCCAAUCCACAUGCACAGUACGGGCCUUCAAGUUCUAGCAUACAGCAGUACCCUCCACACUUCUCCACUCUAAACUUGGAGGCUCUGGGUCAACAGGCAGACGGAAGUGCUACAAUUGGUGGUUCUUCUACAGAAUUUCAGAUUGGGCAAUCAUUCCAGAAUAAAUAUGAAGCUGUUCUGAGUGUGAAGGACUAUAGCAUCUGUCGAGGUGUUGAGUACAGAGCCUUGGAAUCAGAUCAUCUUAAGUAUCAUGGAAAAUACAAGGAGUUCGGCAAGGGUUGUAGUUGGUUGAUUCGCAUAUCGCUUCGUGCACGAAAGGGCACUUGGGAGGUUAGGAGGUACAACGGUCCGCACACUUGCUUGGCCACCUCUAUUUCCAGUGAUCACCGUCAGCUUGAUUACCACGUUAUCUGUGCGAAGAUUUUUCCGUUGGUUAUGGCUGAUGCUGCGGUUACGAUAAAGGUCAACAAGCAACAGAAGCCGAUUACGGGUUCAAGCCUAGUUACAGGAAGGUUUGGAUGGCAAAACAGAAGGCAGUAG